AUGCGAGACAUGAAAAAGGAGCUUAAGGGGAUCAAGGAGGGCAAUGAGGACCGCUUCAUCCGUGUGCAAGCCGAUCUCACCAAACCCGAAACCAUCAAAGAGGCAGUCAAGACGUCGGGUGCGAAUAAGGCUUUCGUUUCCGAAGCCAACAAGAAGAGCAUGAUUGGCGCAAUCCACUCGGAGACGGAGGUCGCACUGCAAGAAUCUGGUCUUGAAUACACAGCUGUGCGUCCUGCAUACUUCAACAGCAACGUCUUCUGGGAACACCAGGGGAUUAAGAAAGGCGAGGCUGAGCUUCUGUAUCCCAAUGUGCAUUUCGACCACCUCGCGCCUUCGGACAUUGGACUCGUGUGCGGCUCUCUGCUGAUAGAGGCGCGAUUUCAGAAGGAAGCAGGGUCUUCCUUCUACCUGUGCGGUCCUAAUUUGUUGACCCAACGCGAGGCUAUGGAAACCAUUGGGAAAGCGCUAGGAAAGGAGCUCAAGAUUAAGGAAGUCGACCAAGAACGUUGGUUCCAGAAGUUGGAACACAUGCCUAGGCCGCUUCUGGAGAGUCUGGCAAAGGAUCUCAAAGAGUCGGAUGAAGGCAAGGAUGUGUACACGAAGAUACACGAGCAGGCUGUGAAGAAUUUCAGGAAGUUUGCAGAGAGGGAGCCGACGAAAUUGGAGGACUGGAUGAAGGAACACAAGGCUGCGUUUGAGUAGCUGAUGCGACGGGAAGCUGGUCGCGUGUGAGAUGUAGUUUAUAUAUCUUGAAACGAAACGAAUGUCAGGCA
Messenger RNA from Pyrenophora tritici-repentis Pt-1C-BFP, 773 nucleotides. RefSeq lists its product as uncharacterized. The record is from RefSeq and is a predicted model, not a curated record. Lineage: Eukaryota; Fungi; Ascomycota; Dothideomycetes; Pleosporales; Pleosporaceae.